This is a messenger RNA of Brassica rapa (field mustard), 1340 nucleotides long. RefSeq lists its product as uncharacterized. NCBI's taxonomy places the organism in Eukaryota, Viridiplantae, Streptophyta, Magnoliopsida, Brassicales, Brassicaceae. The record is from RefSeq and is a predicted model, not a curated record.
UCUUUUUUGUCAGAGAUUACAGCAUCAUUCUUCUCUUUUAUAUAAUUUACUAAGACACAAUCACUUGAGCUUGAUCCAAGAAGCGUUGACAUUCAAAGUUUUGUCUGAAGCAAAAUGGCGAUUUGGUUUCACAGAACUUUCUUGUUGCUUCUCGUUUCUAGUUGCGCCUCUUCAGAUUUUCUUGAAAAUCCAGACUUCGAAUCUCCACCAUUGAACUUAUCUUCAAAUGCAAGCUCUGGCGCGUUCGUGUUGCUGGAUCAGAACACUACACUCCCUGGAUGGACAUUCCAAGGGACAGUUCAAUAUGUUACUUCACCUGACCUGCCUGAUUCUGGACACGCGGUUCAGCUCGGUGAAGAUGGCAAGAUCAAUCAAACAUUCAUUGCCAAAGGUGAUGAUUUAAACUACAUCCUCACGUUUGCGCUGAUCCCAGGAGGCGAGAACUGUUCCAGCUCUUCUGGUCUCAGUGUCUCUGGACCAGACAGCAAUUCGGUUUUUUCUUACAAGCAGAACUACAGUAAGGUUCCGUGGCAGAGUUACAGUCAUAACUUGGGUAAGUGGGGGAAUGGUGAGCCUAUCAACUUAGUUCUUGAAAGCCAGGCAAUAGAUUCUGAUACAAACUCCACAUGUUGGCCUAUCGUUGACACAUUGCUCAUCAAGACUGUUGGUGUAACACUGGAUCAAGACAGUGCUAACCUUUUAACCAAUGGUGGAUUUGAAUCUGGACCCGGUUUCUUACCAAACUCAACCGAGGGAGUUCUGAUUGACGCAGUGCCAAGUCUAAUCCAGUCAGCAUUAACGCAGUGGUCUGUCAUAGGAACAGUCAGAUACAUAGACUCGGAGCACUUCCAUGUCCCAGAAGGCAAAGCUGCGAUAGAAAUUCUGGCUGACACAACUCCAUCAGGCAUACAGACAGCAACAAGAGACACAAGUGAAGGUUCGAGAUACAACCUCACAUUCACAUUAGGAGAUGCCAACGAUGCGUGCAUAGGUCAUUUCGUUGUCGGUGUUGAAGCUGGAUCAGCAGCUCAAAACUUUACACUAGAGAGCAAUGGGACUGGCUCUGGUGAGAAGUUUGGGUUAGUGUUUGUAGCAGACAAAGCUGCAGCGCAGAUAAGUUUCACGAGCUACUCUGUUACAAUGACAAAAGAGGAUGUUCUUUGUGGACCUGUGAUUGAUGAAGUGAUUGUGCAUCCUCUUAGUGGAACAGCCUCGUUAAAACCCACGUGGCUGCUACUUGUUUUAGCUUUGUUGUAUGUUGCAGUUCUCUGAUUGAAUCUGUUUGGGAGAGAUCAUAAACACUUUAUUUUUGCAAGAAGAUGUGUGAACACAUUGAUUUA